Molecule: messenger RNA, 1482 nt
Organism: Strongyloides ratti
Lineage: Eukaryota; Metazoa; Nematoda; Chromadorea; Rhabditida; Strongyloididae
Product: IP17311p
Exons: 4
Coding region: 1-1482 (493 amino acids)
Biological process (GO): regulation of gene expression; regulation of RNA metabolic process
Cellular component (GO): cytoplasm; nucleus
Molecular function (GO): mRNA binding
Source: RefSeq, a predicted model, not a curated record
AUGGAAAGUGCAGUGUUAUUUAAUGUAAAUUCUCCAAUAUUUUCAAGUGAUAGAAAUGAAAUGAUGUUGUUGUUUAAUCAAAUAUUCACAGAUAACAUAUUGUUGGAUUCAUUCUCUCACAAUUAUUUGCCAUCAACCAACGUCAAUUUAUUAAUUAUGGAUUUUGGAUUAAAUUCUAAGAAUCAUGGAUCUUCUAUUGAUAAUAAUCAAACAAAUAUUUCUACUAAUAAUAUAACAAAUACAACAAAUAAUGCUCCACAAAUGUCAAUGUUAUUAACUGUUAGACUUUUGAUGCAAGGAAAAGAGGUUGGAAGUAUUAUUGGUAGAGGUGGUGAUCAAAUAAGAAAAAUUAGAGAAAAGUCACAAGCUAAAAUUAAUAUUUCAGAUGGAUCUUGUCCAGAAAGAAUUGUUACAAUAACGGGUAAUGAAGUGACAAUAAAUAAAGCAUUUACCAUGAUUUGUGACAAAUUUGAAGAAGAUUUAAAACAAAUGCCAGAUAGUGUAUCAAAACCACCAAUAACACUUCGUCUUAUUGUACCAGCAACACAAUGUGGUUCAGUGAUAGGUAAACAAGGUUCAAAAAUAAAAGAAAUUCGUGAAAGAACAGGUGCUUCAAUUCAGGUUGCUAGUGAAAUGUUACCAGCAUCAACAGAACGUGCUGUAACUAUUAGUGGAUCAGCAAAAGCAAUUACAUUAUGUAUGAAUGAAGUAUGUAAGAUACUUUUAGAAGCUCCACCACGAGGUACAAAUAUACCAUAUAGACCAAAAUCAUCAAUUAAUCCUGUUCUUGUUGCACAGAAUGCUGCUGUUGUAGCUGCAGCUGCAGCAGCAUCUCAACAAAAUGGUGCUGGAUAUACUGCUCUAAUACAACAACAAGCACAAAAUAUUUUACAACAAGCAUAUGGUACAAAUCCAUUAAUUGGUAUUCCAAAUCUUUCAACAUUAACACCACAUUUAACAACACAUCCAUUUAAUCAUGCUGCUGUUGCUGGUGAGCUUACCAGACUGCAACCCUAUCAUGCUGCUCCCACCAGAAUCCCACAAACUUCUACAGAUAUGUCUCAGUUAAUAAAUAAUUAUCAACAACCAUCUACAUCAUCUAAUCCUCCUAGUGGUUCAUCAAAUCUUCCAUCAACAAUAGAUCCAUCUCAAGCUUCAUACUAUCUUUCUCAGGCAUCAUUAGCAGGAAAUCCAUUAAUGUGGCAACAUAAUGUUCCUGGAAUGUUAACUGUUCCUGGAGGUGGACCAACUAUACAUGCUACCAGUGGUGGAAAUGUUAUAAGUUAUAUGGGAGAAAAUAAAGAAACAGAUUAUUAUCAAGGUUAUUUAAUGUCAGUUAAUCCAUAUGUUGGAGGAUUAAAAAGAAAAGCAUCACCAAAUCCUUCUUCAACAGGAGGAGGAGCAUCAUCAAAUACAACUACCACACCUUCAACAGGAUAUGCCAAUGGUGGAAAUCAUAAAAAAAGAUAUUCCCCAUAUUAA